CAUAAACUCAUAAUUCAUAAAACGGACUGAAUAUAUAUAUAAAAUCGACACCAUAAAAAAAAAUAUAUAUAUAAUAUUGUGGCAAAGGUAUUAAUAAAGACAGCAAUAUUUUCCUGUUUAUCUGCCAACACACUACACACAUGCUAUCCUAAUUUCUAUAUCCCAAACCACACUGUCUACUUCACCUCCUGCCAACUCUCAGAUAACAGAAUAUCACCCCUUUUCUUCUGUCUCUCAUUUUUCUAUUUCAAGCUUCAUUCAAUGUAAAUAACCAUCAAAUUAUGGCAGACCAAUGUGAUCUUCAAAUCCAUAUCAAUGGCCAACAAACAUUCUUUCUCAAUCAGAAAAUUGUCUCAGCUUUUUCAGGAAAACUCAGGAAAUUGAUCAAACAAGAAAAGAAAAGAACUCAAAUCAAGAAAUUAAGCUUUACCCUUGAAGAUUUUCCUGGAGGUUCAGAUGGGUUUGAGCUAAUUUCAAGAUUCUGUUACAACAAUGGUAGAAUUCCAAUCACAGUUCAUAAUGUCUGUCAGCUCUAUUGCGCUUCGAUUUUUCUGAACAUGACUGAUAAGUACUCAAGUUACAAUCUUUUUCAACAAUCAGAAACUUUUCUUGAUGAAAUGUUUCAUUGGUCUUGGGGUGAUGUUCUUGAAUGUUUAAGAACUUGUGAACCCUUUUUCACAAUAGCCGAUUCAAGUAAUCUCAUUGAUAAACUCAUUACCACUUUGCUUGCGAAAAUUGCUCAAAACUCUGAUAUAUCCCUUAUCUUUUCAUCGAAUUCUUCCUCCUCAUCUUCUCCUGAUAACACAAUGUCUCGUAGACUUCGCCUUUCGAAUUCAUCAUAUAAGACUAAUACACCAGAUUUGAGCAAACCACUGUCAUCUUCAAGCACCAAUAACACCAUUAGCAAUACUACUAGUAGUAACACAAAGGCUUGGUGGUUUGAUGAUUUGGCUACACUAUCUCCAAUGGUAAUAGAGAGGGUAAUUCGGAAUUUGGGUGCUUUUGGGAGUGACAAUAACAGCCUGUUGCUCACCAAAUUCGCGCUUCAUUACCUUAAAACCGCGCUUCAGAGCAAGAAGAACUGCUCUGUAUACUCGAAAGCUGAUUACAGUGGGCUUGCAGAUACCGCGAUUUAUGGAGUGAUUCUGAUGGGAAGAACUGCAUUUUCUUGCAGAGCAUUGUUUUGGGUAAUGAGGCUAGUAACAGGAUUUGGACUCAGCAGAGUCUGCAGAAGUGGAUUGGAGAGACUAAUAGGCAGUAUGCUCGAUUUAGCGAAACUCGAUGAUCUGUUAGUAUCAGGACAUAGUAUUGAAGGGAAUCAUCAUGUUGGAGGUGUUUAUGAUGUUAAUCUUGUAAUAAGAUUGAUUAGAGUGUUUGUACAUUGUGAAGGUGUUUCAAUAGCAAGAUUAAAGAAAGUGGGGUGGUUGGUUGAUCAGUAUUUGGCAGAAAUUUCACCUGAUCAGAACCUGAAAAUCUCCAAAUUCAUAGGUGUUGCUCAAAGUUUACCAGAUUCUGCUAGGGAUUGCUUUGAUGGAGUCUACAGAGCAAUUGAUAUCUACCUUGAGUCUCAUCCGACCCUCUCAUUUGAAGAACGAUCAAGGUUAUGUCGAUGUCUUAACUACGAAAAACUAUCCUUAGAAGCAUGCAAGGACCUAGCAAAGAACCCGAGGAUUCCUCCUAGGGUUGCAGUUCAAGCACUUGCUUCUCAAAAACAUGCAAAUUAUGAGCCCCCUACAAAAGCAAAUCAAUUGGAAUACUAUUGUGAGAGCCCUAGUACAAACAAGAGUAACAACAAACAAAUUGUUGUAUAUGGAUCGGAAGGAGUAACAACACAUCAAUAUCACGACGAAGAUGUUGAAGAUGAAGAAGAUGAUGAUGAAUGUAUAUCACAAGGAAGUGAAGACAUGAAGUUGAACAUGCAAAGAAUGCAAUGGAGAGUGUUAGAAUUGGAGAAUUUGUGUAAGGAAAUGAAGAGUCAAAUGUCCAAAAUGGCGAAGCAUAACAAAUCAUUUAGCUCCCCAACAUACAAUAGACCAACAAGACUUUGUUAAUAUUUUCUUGGCCUUUUUUUUAUCUUUUUUAAAAUUUUCUCCCUAUAACUGUAUAAGAUGGUUUUUUUUUCCCCCUUUUCUUCCCAAUAUAUGCCUUGUUUUAAUUUUUGGGUCUCUAUAAUUGGUGUAAGGUUGUAAAUUUGAGGCAUGUUUUUGUUAUAUUUCAAUAUAUAUGGUAAUUAAAAUUAUGUGCUCAAUAACUAGUUUUACUUGUAUGC
Molecule: messenger RNA, 2269 nt
Organism: Chenopodium quinoa (quinoa)
Lineage: Eukaryota; Viridiplantae; Streptophyta; Magnoliopsida; Caryophyllales; Amaranthaceae
Product: BTB/POZ domain-containing protein At3g19850-like
Exons: 3
Coding region: 282-2051 (589 amino acids)
Molecular function (GO): protein binding
Source: RefSeq, a predicted model, not a curated record